AUGUUCGAAAUAUUCGACUACGCCACCGCAUUCGAUCGAGAUAAAUGCGAACACGGGCCGACAAAGUAUACGAUUGUUUAUUUGGCGUUUAUUAUUAUCCGCCACUCCGUCAUCAUUAUCACGCCCUCCUUUCUCUUCUGGAUGAGUUCAGCCCUCAGAAAGCCACUGUGUCGUGUAUUCCGUCGUCUCUCCUCCCGUACAGAAGAUGUCGUCGACAGCUACUCCGUUCACAACGGUGAAUUCCGUAAUGUGAUGGGCCAGAAAGUAUCGUUACGCGCCGACCAGGACGCCUAUUUUGGGCAGCUCGCCAAUUUGUGG
Molecule: messenger RNA, 318 nt
Organism: Mesorhabditis spiculigera
Lineage: Eukaryota; Metazoa; Nematoda; Chromadorea; Rhabditida; Rhabditidae
Source: the annotation of a GenBank genome assembly